Molecule: messenger RNA, 1803 nt
Organism: Xyrauchen texanus (razorback sucker)
Lineage: Eukaryota; Metazoa; Chordata; Actinopteri; Cypriniformes; Catostomidae
Product: putative tyrosine carboxypeptidase MATCAP2
Exons: 7
Coding region: 1-1548 (515 amino acids)
Source: RefSeq, a predicted model, not a curated record
AUGCUUCAAUCUAUUCAAGUUACAGAACAGCUCUAUUGGCCGGAGCUGGAAACAUCUAAGAUGUGUGUAUUAAGCCCAAUGGAGAAACCUGUGAGCCUCAGUCAGGUGCGGCUGGAGCACGUGUCCUCUGGCAUUCUGAAGGAUCUGUUUAACACAGGCACCAGAAGCUACAACAUGCUGCUUCAGAAAGAAGCAGAUGAACAGAAGAACCCUAAGUACUCCCUUCACAGAUGCACCAAAAGAGCACAAAGAGUCUCGACAGCAACACAUCGCACCAGACCCCAGCCAACCCUUGCACCUCUCGCGUUGAGUGAGCUGACCGUUAGUUGCAGAGACACCAGGCACAAUCAGUCAGUCUUUUCCUGCUUCUCCACCAGCAGUUCCAGGCAAAUGAACAGCAUCAGUGUGCUGGGCAGCAUUCGUCUUUCCCCUUGCCCCAUCCCCAGACCCAAAAACAGCUUCCCUGCUGGUUUCCCAGGCACAAAACUGCCCCAGAUGUCCAGAGCAUGUCUCGCUGGUCGUGAUGGUGAGAACUCAAUCAAAAAGGUGUGCAUCCUCACUGCCAUAAAGCCGUCUAAUGUGGAGAAGGAGAGGGACAGAUUUUUCAAAUCAGACUUUAACUACAACCCUCAGUUUGAGUACAGCAAUCCUGUCCCUCCACAAGUGCUGGCAAAGCACAGCAAAGCUUCAAAUCGCUUCCUCACGCAGGCUGUGCGGAUCAUGGAGUUGGCCCUGCAAAAAUAUGGCUCCUAUGAGAAGUUUGAACAGGCUACAGGAGGAAACCUCCUCACCAAGAGCCGCAUCUGGUACCACGUCAAAAAGUACAUGGAAAAGGAGGGAUGCACAGGAGAGAUUGUUGUUCACCUUACUGAUGACCUCCUGUCCAGAGCUUCAAUGACUGUGGUGAACAGCAGACCUACACUCACCAUUAACAUCUCUACUGCUAGAGAACAGUGGCUGGCAGGGAUGCUAAGGCAUGAAAUCGGUACACACUACUUCCGCAGCAUCAACAACAGUCACCAGCCUUGGAGCAACGGUGGGGGAAGGAAGAAACACGGCCUGCGGCCCAUGAACCCCACUGAAGAGGGGCUGGCCAGCAUUCACAGCGUGCUCUUCCGCAAGGAUCCAACACUGUGGCGUGCUGCCCUGCUCUACUACACCGUCUACCAGGCCAGCCGCAUGUCCUUCUCACAGCUUUUUCACAACCUGGGCCGAUUUGUCCACGACCCCAACACACGAUGGGACUACUGCGUCAGAGCCAAACGUGGACAGACCGACACAACACAGGCAGGUUGUUUCAGUAAGGAUCAGGUGUAUCUUGAUGGCAUCCUAAAGAUCCUCAGACACCGAGACAAGAUUGAUUUCCAGCUACUCAUGGCUCUGGGAAAGGUGUCAUUUGAGGAUGUGGAGCGUCUGAAAGGUCUGGCUCUGAUGGAACGUGUGCGCAUACCUCACUUCCUGCAGGACCGAGCACACUACACAGAGCAACUGCAGAAAAUCAUGGAGGUCAACCAGCUAACCGAUGAGGAGCUGUGCAUGCUUGUCUGACCUCCAGCACGACUUUAAGUGAUGUUACUGACCUCACUAACAUACUGUGACAAAAGCCCUCCAUAUCACAUCAAUAACCUUGCAUUCAUUCUUUCCCUCCACUGAGUCUCAAGCAUAUAUAUGUGCACUUCCAUGUUUUAAACCAAAUUGCACGUUAAAGUGUAAAAACCUAAGUGUAUUUCUUUCUAGUAGUUACCUGCCCAAAAACAAAAGCCUUCAGUUCCUUAUGUGCAUUUUAUGUUGCGUUAGAUAUAA